CUCUCCCUGGUUGCGAUGGAGUCGGUGCGGGCGGCGCGGCUGCAGCCGGGGCUGGGCUCGCUGUGCUCCCUGCGCCCGGGGGUUACCGGUGCCCCGGCCCCGCCGCCCGGCGCAGGGGCAGCGCUGCCCGCAGCGGCUCCUGGGCUAGGACUGGGGCUGCCGCCGCCGCCGCCCCCGCUGGGGCUGCAGGGACCCGCCGCGCCGCCGCUGCCGGGCUGCGGGCCGCCCGCUGUGCUGCGGGAGGCGGUGGAGGCCGUGGUGAGGAGCUUCGCCAAGCACACGCAGGGCUACGGCCGCGUGAACGUCGUGGAGGCCCUUCAGGAGUUCUGGCAGAUGAAGCAGUCCCGUGGCGCCGACCUGAAGAACGGAGCCCUCGUGGUGUACGAGAUGGUCCCUUCCAACAGCCCCCCUUACGUCUGCUAUGUCACCCUGCCCGGGGGCAGCUGCUUCGGCAGCUUCCAGUUCUGUCCCACCAAGGCUGAAGCCCGGAGGAGCGCUGCCAAGAUCGCGCUGAUGAAUUCCGUGUUCAAUGAGCACCCUUCCCGACGGAUCACGGAUGAGUUCAUUGAGAAGAGCGUUUCCGAGGCUCUGGCAUCCUUCAACGGCAAUCGAGAGGAAGCUGAUAAUCCCAACACCGGGAUCGGUGCCUUCCGCUUCAUGCUGGAAUCUAACAAGGGGAAAUCGAUGCUGGAGUUCCAGGAGCUGAUGACAGUGUUCCAGUUGCUGCAUUGGAACGGCAGCCUCAAAGCCAUGCGGGAGAGGCAGUGCUCACGGCAGGAGGUCCUGGCUCACUAUUCCCACCGUGCUCUGGACGAUGACAUAAGGAACCAGAUGGCCAUGGACUGGGUGAACCGGGAGCAGAGCAGCCCAGGGGCUCUUUCCAGGGAGCUGGCAUCCACGGAGCGGGAGCUGGAUGAAGCCCGCCUGGCCGGGAAGGAGCUGCGCUUCCAUAAGGAGAAGAAAGACAUCCUGAUGCUGGCUGCUGGCCAGCUGGGAAGCACACACUCCUCCAGCUGCUAGGCUCCAGUGCUGGCAUCCCAAUUCCCAAAGGGAUCCAGCCCUAACGCAUGUUCCCAACUUCCAGCCUGUUUGCACAGUUGAGAGGAAUUGGAAAGGGAAAAGCUCUUUUAGAGAUCUCAAAA
Molecule: messenger RNA, 1142 nt
Organism: Neopsephotus bourkii (Bourke's parrot)
Lineage: Eukaryota; Metazoa; Chordata; Aves; Psittaciformes; Psittacidae
Gene: LIX1L
Product: limb and CNS expressed 1 like
Exons: 6
Coding region: 16-1020 (334 amino acids)
Biological process (GO): autophagosome maturation
Cellular component (GO): cytoplasm
Source: RefSeq, a predicted model, not a curated record